Emys orbicularis (European pond turtle) is the source of this 5359-nucleotide messenger RNA. It is a transcript of the gene KIF21A, whose product is annotated as kinesin family member 21A. Lineage: Eukaryota; Metazoa; Chordata; Testudines; Emydidae. Gene Ontology annotation, biological process: microtubule-based movement; spindle elongation; mitotic spindle organization. The record is from RefSeq and is a predicted model, not a curated record. Gene Ontology annotation, cellular component: microtubule associated complex. Bases 1 to 5016 code for a protein of 1671 amino acids. Gene Ontology annotation, molecular function: microtubule motor activity; ATP binding; microtubule binding. The transcript has 37 exons.
AUGGAUCGUGUGAUGUGUCCUGGAUGGAAGCUGGAGGCAUGUAGAAUCAGACCACAGCUAGCCAAAGAGAAGAUUGAAGGAUGCCAUAUUUGCACAUCUGUCACACCUGGCGAACCUCAGGUGUUCCUGGGAAAAGAUAAGGCCUUCACUUUUGAUUAUGUAUUCAACAUUGACUCGCGGCAAGAGGAGAUCUAUGAUCAAUGUGUAGAAAAACUGAUUGAAGGGUGCUUUGAAGGAUAUAACGCCACUGUUUUUGCUUAUGGCCAAACAGGCGCUGGCAAAACAUACACCAUGGGAACAGGAUUUGAUGUCAACAUAACAGAAGAAGAACAGGGCAUUAUAUCACGUGCUGUUAAACACCUUUUUAAAUGUAUCGAAGAAAAAAAGCAAGCUGCUAUUAAACAAGAACUUCCAACUCCAGAAUUCAAAGUGAAUGCCCAAUUCUUAGAGCUUUACAAUGAAGAAGUUCUUGAUCUAUUUGAUACAACACGUGAUAUCGAUGCAAAAAAUAAAAAAUCAAAUAUCAAAAUACAUGAAGAUUCAACUGGAGGAAUUUAUACAGUAGGAGUUACAACUCGAACUGUGAAUGGAGAAGCAGAGAUGAUACAGUGUUUGAAGUUGGGUGCUUUAUCUCGAACCACGGCCAGUACUCAGAUGAAUGUUCAAAGCUCACGUUCGCAUGCCAUCUUCACUAUACACGUGUGUCAAACCAGAGUUUGUUCUGCAAUUGACACUGACAAUGUGACAGAUAACAAGAUAAUUUCUGAAUCUUCUCAGACGAAUGAGUUUGAAACCCUUACUGCCAAGUUCCAUUUUGUUGAUCUGGCAGGAUCUGAAAGAUUAAAGCGUACAGGAGCUACUGGAGAGAGAGCAAAAGAAGGCAUUUCUAUCAACUGUGGACUACUGGCACUUGGCAAUGUAAUAAGUGCACUGGGGGAUAGAAGUAAGAAGGCAACUCAUGUACCAUACAGAGAUUCAAAACUCACAAGACUACUUCAAGACUCUCUUGGGGGAAAUAGCCAAACAGUCAUGAUAGCAUGUGUGAGCCCUUCAGACAGAGACUUCAUGGAAACUUUGAACACACUAAAGUAUGCCAAUCGGGCACGAAACAUCAAGAACAAGGUGAUGGUUAAUCAGGACAGGGCUAGUCAACAAAUCAAUGGUUUACGCAGUGAGAUUGCACGACUUCAGAUGGAACUUAUGGAGUACAAAACAGGCAAAAGGAUUAUUGAUGAAGAAGGUAUCGAAAGCGUCAAUGACAUGUAUCAUGAAAAUGCUAUGCUGCAAACAGAGAAUAACAACCUGCGUGUAAGAAUUAAAGCAAUGCAAGAGACUGUUGAUGCACUAAGAGCCAGAAUAACACAGCUUAUGAGUGAUCAAGCGAACCAGGUCCUUGCAAGAGCAGGAGAUGGGAAUGAAGAAAUCAGCAACAUGAUUCAUAACUAUAUCAAGGAAAUAGAAGAUCUCAGAGCAAAAUUAUUAGAAAGUGAAGCAGUUAAUGAAAAUCUUCGACGCAGUCUGUCAAGAGCUUCAACAAGACCAUCAUAUUUUGGAGGCCCUUCAGCAUUUUCUGCUUCUGUGCUUUCUUCAGAAAAAGAGACUUUGGAAAUUCUUGAUAUAGCUAAGAAAGAUUUAGAAAAACUGAAAAAAAAAGAAAAGAAGAAGAAAAAGAGGCUACAGAAACUUGAGGAAAGCAAUCAAGAAGAAAGAAGUAAUGUUAAAGAGGAGAACCCAGACAACGAACAGGAGAAAAGGGAUGAAAAAAGCACUUCAGAGAGAGAGAAUCAUGAAUUGGAAGCGGAAGAAAUUCAGGAAGUAAGUGAUCAUGAGGAUGAGGAAGAAGACGAAGAUGAAGAUGAUGAUAUGGAAGUUGUUGAAAGCUCAGAUGAAUCUGAUUCUGACUUAGAUGAAAAAGAAAAUUAUCAGGCAGAUUUAGCAAAUAUCACUUGUGAAAUUGCCAUAAAGCAAAAGCUGAUAGAUGAACUAGAGAACAGCCAAAGAAGACUACAGACUCUGAAAAAGCAAUAUGAAGAGAAGCUAAUGAUGCUACAACAUAAGAUUCGAGACACUCAACUUGAAAGAGAUCAGGUUCUUCACAACCUGGGUUCUGUGGAGUCUUGUUCAGAAGAAAAAGCAAAAAAAAUAAAGUCCGAAUAUGAGAAAAAGCUCCAAACCAUGAAUAAAGAACUGCAAAGACUGCAAACUGCUCAGAAAGAACAUGCACGAUUGCUUAAAAAUCAGUCUCAAUAUGAAAAGCAGCUGAAGAAACUGCAGCAGGAUGUGACUGAGAUGAAAAAAACUAAGGUUCGCCUGAUGAAACAAAUGAAAGAAGAGCAAGAAAAAGCCAGGAUGACAGAAUCUAGAAGAAACAGAGAGAUUGCACAGCUUAAAAAGGAGCAGCGCAAGCGUGAGCAUCAGUUCAAACUUCUGGAAGCUCAGAAAAGAAAUCAAGAAGUUGUUCUACGCCGCAAAACAGAAGAGGUUACAGCUCUGCGUCGACAAGUAAGGCCUAUAUCUGAUAAAGCAGCCGGGAGGGUGAGUCGGAAGCUGAGUUUGCCUGACCAUCCUAUUCAAGAACCAAGUUCUAGUAUGUCAUCUGUAGACUAUGAUGGAUCAAGAUCAGCAGCACAGCAGAAGAUGAGAAUUCCUGUGGCCAGGGUCCAGGCAUUAUCAGUAACUGCAACAAAUGGAGCCAGGAAGAAAUACCAAAGAAAAGGAACAACUGUCAGAGUUUAUUCCUCAAAGGCAGCCAGGAUGAAGUGGCAAUUACUUGAACGCAAAGUGACUGACAUCAUUAUGCAGAGAAUGACCAUUUCCAAUAUGGAAACAGAUAUGAAUAGACUACUUACGCAACGUGAAGAACUUACAAAAAGAAGAGAGAAGCUUUUGAAAAAAAGGGAGAAAGUAAUCAACGAUGGUGGUGGAGAAGCAGACAAAAAUGUCCAUAACAUCAAUGAGGAGAUGGAGUCACUAACUGCAAAUAUAGAUUACAUCAAUGACAGUAUUUCUGACUGCCAAGCAAACAUUAUGCAGAUGGAGGAAGCAAAGGAAGAAGGAGAGACCGUGGAUUUGUCUGCAGUGAUUAAUGCCUGCACACUAACAGAAGCUCGAUAUCUUCUUGAUCACUUCCUCACAAUGGGCAUUAAUAAGGGUCUCCAAGCAGCUCAGAAGGAUGCUCAAGUUAAAGUUCUUGAAGGACGCCUUAAGCAAACAGAAAUUACAAGUGCUACUCAAAAUCAGCUGCUAUUUCAUAUGCUGAAAGAGAAGGCAGAAUUAAAUCCUGAACUUGAUGCUUUGCUGGGUCAUGCUUUGCAAGACCUAGAUAGCAUAUCACUGGAAAAUGUAGAAGAUAGUACUGAUGAAGAUGCCCCGCUGCACAGCCCUGGAGCAGAAGGAAGUUCCUUGUCUUCGGACCUCAUGAAGCUUUGUGGUGAAGUCAAGCCCAAAAGUAAGGCCCGCCGGAGGACCGCGACCCAGAUGGAAUUGCUAUAUGCAGAUAGCAGCGAUUUAGUUUCUGACAGUAGUGCAGCAGACACCAUUUUGACUGGUCCUCUUACACCUGUUGCAGAAGUGCAAGAGAGUGGGAUGCAUACAGAUACAAGUGAUACUUCUGCUAGGGAAAGGGACCUCAUUCCCCCACCAUCUGGCUUACCUUCUAAAAUAGGCAGCAUCUCUAAACAGUCAUCUCUGAUGGAGAAGAAAAUACCUGAACCUUCACCUUUAACAAAGAGAAAGGCCUAUGAGAAAACAACGGAAAAGCCAAAGGCGAAAGAACAGAAACACUCAGAUUCUGGAACCUCAGAGGCUAGUCUGUCACCUCCUUCUUCCCCACCAAGCCGGCCCCGUAAUGAACUGAAUGUUUUUAGUCGUCUUACUGUUUCUCAGGGAAACACAUCAGUUCAGCAGGAUAAGUCUGAUGAAAGUGAUUCCUCUCUGUCGGAGGUACACAGGGGCAUAAUUAACCCAUUCCCUGCUUCAAAAUACGUCAGAUCUUCACCACUUCAGUGUAUCCAUCUAGCUGAAGGGCAUACCAAGGCUGUGCUUUGUGUUGAUUCUACUGAUGAUCUUCUGUUCACUGGAUCUAAAGAUCGCACUUGUAAAGUAUGGAAUCUGGUAACUGGACAAGAGAUUAUGUCGCUAGGAAGUCAUCCUAACAAUGUUGUAUCUGUAAAAUAUUGCAACUAUACUAGCCUGGUCUUCACAAUUUCAACAUCUUAUAUUAAGGUGUGGGACAUCAGAGAUUCUGCCAAGUGUAUUCGGACAUUGACGUCUUCAGGCCAGGUUAUGUCGGGUGAUGGUUGUUCUGGAAGCACUAACAGAACAGUAACUAUUCCUGCUGGAGAAAACCAGAUCAACCAAAUUGCACUAAAUCCAACAGGCACUUUCCUCUAUGCAGCUUCUGGAAAUGCAGUAAGGAUGUGGGACCUUAAAAGAUUCCAGUCUACAGGAAAGUUAACUGGUCACCUAGGCCCUGUCAUGUGCCUUACUGUAGACCGCAUUUCCAAUGGACAAGAUCUUAUCAUUACUGGCUCAAAGGAUCACUAUAUAAAGAUGUUUGAUGUAACUGAAGGGGCCCUUGGAACUGUUAGUCCAACACACAAUUUUGAACCACCUCAUUAUGAUGGGAUUGAAGCACUUACUAUCAUUGGAGACACCCUUUUUAGUGGGUCCAGAGAUAAUGGAAUAAAGAAAUGGGAUUUAGCUCAAAAAGACCUGCUUCAGCAAGUUCCUAAUGCACACAAGGACUGGGUGUGUGCUCUUGGACUGGUGCCUGGCUCCUCUGUUCUUCUCAGUGGCUGUAGAGGAGGUAUUCUAAAGCUCUGGAAUGUGGAUACAUUCACACCAGUAGGAGAGAUGCGGGGACAUGACAGUCCUAUAAAUGCUAUCUGCACCAACUCCAGCCACAUUUUUACAGCAGCAGAUGAUCGAACUGUGAGGAUCUGGAAAGCUCGCAACCUGCUAGAUGGACAUAUCUCUGAUACUGGAGAUGCAAAUGAAGAUAUUGCCAGUAAUUAAACGUGAAUUGAAAUGAUGGGCACAAAUGAAUAUUGUGAUAAAAUGCUGUGUAUUCUUAGUGCACUUUGCAAUGCAUUUACUAGGUAAACACUGACAACUGGAAAAUGCAGCUGAUCCCAACUGGUAAAUAUGUGUUGUAUUCUACUAGAAUUGAUAUCCUCAGAACACUUGCCCUGUAUACUGUAUUUAAAAAUAGCCUAUUGGUAAUAUACUUGAGUCUCCCUGAUAUAUCUAAUGGCUGGAUUUGUGUGCAUAUAUAACACUUGUAAUUUAAACAAAUUGGAAAGUAAUCUGCUCUAAUAAAAGUCUCAAACCUAUAACCUGAAAUACAAAACAAAAUACU